Molecule: messenger RNA, 1445 nt
Organism: Centruroides sculpturatus (bark scorpion)
Lineage: Eukaryota; Metazoa; Arthropoda; Arachnida; Scorpiones; Buthidae
Product: endoplasmic reticulum lectin 1-like
Exons: 13
Coding region: 20-1186 (388 amino acids)
Biological process (GO): endoplasmic reticulum unfolded protein response; retrograde protein transport, ER to cytosol
Cellular component (GO): endoplasmic reticulum lumen
Source: RefSeq, a predicted model, not a curated record
GACUGAAAAUUUUCUAUUAAUGACAUCUGUUGAUAAUGAAAAAUAUAAUUGCCUUUUGCCAGAAACAGUAAUACUUAAUCAGGAUUCUGGAAAAUAUAAUUAUGAUGGGCCAACUGCAAAGCAAUUGUUGAGACCUCUUUUUACUCAGAUGGUAUUUUCUUAUAGAUUAGAACAUUUUUGGACAUAUGAAUUAUGUCACGGUAGAUUUUUAAGACAAUAUCAUGAAGAAAAUACUAUACAUGGAAGUUUUACGCAAGAAUAUAUACUUGGAUUAUAUGAUGUGAGAAAAUUAAAAGAAGAUUCAGAAGAUACAGAUGAACAGAAAUCUAAUCAAAUUGUGCCUAAUAUCAAAAUAAAUAGUCAAGAAACUCCCUACUUUGAAAUUAAUAUGACAGAUGGAACUGUAUGUGAUGUAAAUGGCCAACCUCGAUUUAGUAGAGUUCUUUAUGCUUGUGGUGAGAAAACACAUGAAAUAUAUUCUUUAAGAGAAGCAUCAAGUUGUGAAUAUGAAGUGAUUGUGUUAACAUCAUACCUAUGCAAACAUCCAGGUUACAGAAUCAAGAAAGUUAAGGCAAAUGAAAUUUAUUGUCAUUCUAUCAAUGGGUCACCAAAUAAGCCAAUACGCUUAUUAAACUUAGAAAAUGAGAACUAUGAAUUGUCCGAGGAAAACAAUAACCAUUUACCAGUUACUGAAACACCUAAUCAGAAACCACAGACUGAGAGCACACCCCAUGAUGAAAAAAUUAUUCAAGACUUUCUCAAUGGAGAUUAUUGUUUACAUGGUGGAUCUGGAUGGUGGAAAUAUGAAUUCUGUUAUGGAAAAAAAGUUGAACAGUAUCACGAGGAAAAAAAUAAACAGCGUACUGUUAUUCUCUUAGGAAGUUGGAAAGUAGGUCAUCAUCUUGAAUGGUUAAAAAAAAAUCCUUCAAAAAGACCCAAAGAAGGGUUAAUACCAAGACAAGUAUCUCAUUUCUAUAGUGAAGGAACAAUAUGUGAUAUUACAGGAAAACCUAGACAAACGGAAGUUAGAUUAAAAUGUAAAGAAAUUAAAGGCCACCCAGAUGUUGUUUCUCUAUAUUUGAAUGAACCAAAAUAUUGUGAAUAUGUUCUAGGAGUGGAAUCACCAAUAAUAUGUCCACUUUUAGAAACUGUUGACAGAGAUGGCUUAUUUCAUUCCAAAUCCUGAUGAUUGUUUUUCAAAACAUUAACACAAAUGUGGUUUUUCAUAAUGUGACAAUGACCAAGUUGCCAUUACUAUUUAAUUUGUAUAAAUGCAAAGAAGCAUAACUACCUUAUUCUGUGCAUUACUGGGAAUGAUGCUGUACAGAAUCUUAACUGUACUUACCACUAUUUUUUGAAAGAAAAUAUUUUAUCAUUUACUGUAAAUACUAUAUGGUAAAAAAAGAAAUUUGUGAUAGGUACUGUAUUAUAUGAUGUAUAUUUUU